AUGGGUUCUCUGUAUGUUGCUAGUAGAUUGUUCUUAGUUCGUCCAUGGUCUACAUUAAUUGAACAACAUAUUGGUUCACUUAGAUCUGUACCUGUAUGGACGAUAAUUAGAGAUUUUCCAAUUCAUCUUUGGAAUGCUACUGGAUUUGCUAGGAUAUGUAGUCCUGUGGGAACUCCAAUUAUGACUGAUACUCCUACAACAAUGAAGACUAGAAUGUCCUUUGCUACAGUUUGUGUAGAAAUUGAUUCAACCUGCACCUUUCCUUCUGAGCUUUCUUAUCAAAUUGAUGACAAAAAAUAUAAGGAGACUGGUGCAGGGAAGACAACGGAAGUGGUUACAAAGUCUAUGCAACGAGACUUGGAGGCAAUGACUCCAAUAGAGGGGAUUUUGACUGAUGGUGUACAGCAUGAUGGGGUCAUAGAAGUGGCAGCUGAACCUUCAGCAGAAAAUUGGACUGUUUAUACUAAAAAGAAGAAGAAAUCAAGCGAAAAAGGUACUUCACAAGUUCAACCUUGCUCCCUGAACCCUUUCUCUGAUUUAAAUACAGACGCUGAAAUUGUGAAUGCGGAGUUAGAUGAAUCUUUGACAGGGACUAGAGAAGAAGUAAUUAGAGAACAAGAAGGUAACAAGGAAGUCAGCGAUGACAAAGUCACAAUUGAAUCUUGUGAUGAUUCUAGCGAAGAGUCGGAGUAUGAAACAGGUAAUGAAGGUAUGGAAGUUACAAAGAUGAGAAUUCUAAAAGAAAUACUUAGAAGGAGACCUAUGACUAAGGAGCAAAAGGUUGAAAAUCUUGUGAAUGUUAGUGCUUUGUUAGGUGUUCGAGGAAAGGAAGGCGACAUGAAGAAUAUAUUCAGUGGAAUAGUAGAAAGGGAUAAGUUAAAGAUGAAGAAACAUGGUGAUAAAGACAUUUAUUGUAACGAAUCCAGUGGCGACGAUGAUUUUGUGAAGCCGGAUAAGAAAAAGAAAACCGAAGACUCAAGUAUAGAUGGUGCUAAAUGA
This is a messenger RNA of Papaver somniferum (opium poppy), 999 nucleotides long. RefSeq lists its product as uncharacterized. The coding region runs from base 1 to 999 and encodes 332 amino acids. The record is from RefSeq and is a predicted model, not a curated record. The transcript has 3 exons. Lineage: Eukaryota; Viridiplantae; Streptophyta; Magnoliopsida; Ranunculales; Papaveraceae.